AUGGCCAAUGAUAUCUACCAUGGCAACAGUUACAACUGCACUCAUGUGGACCAGCUGAUGGCGCGGUACUACUUACCAGUCUGCUACAGCAUCAUCUUCAUCGUAGGCCUCGUGGGAAACAUAACCUCCAUCAGCAUUUACCUGACGAAACUUCGACCCUGGAAGAGCAGCGGCAUCAUCAUGGUCAAUCUGGCGUUGACUGACCUCCUCUACAUCCUCAGCAUGCCCUUCCUAAUCUUCUACUACAGCAACGGGGAUUCCUGGACACUUGGCAAAUUCAUGUGCCUCUUUGUACGGUUUUGGUUUCACUUUCACUUAUAUGGAAGUGUCCUUUUCCUGACAUGUCUGGCAGUGUUCCGUUUUGUGGUGGUGAUAAAGCCUUUGAGUGCAGCACAGAUGGAGCACAAAGUUUGGGGAAUCUCAGCAUGUGUUGCUGUUUGGGUCAUCGCGGCUGCAGAAAUCACACCCAUGCUAACAAUGAUAAAUUUGGAGAAGUACAACAACAAAACGUACUGCAUUGACUUUGCUAGUACUGUCAAAUACGCCGAUGAUGUGUGGUGGUACAACUUGCUGCUAACUGUUCUUGGGUUUCUUCUGCCCCUAGUGGUAGUAUUUAUAUGUUACAUCAGACUAGUUAAGCAUCUCUUAAAAGGGCCGUACACGAGCAGUCCGUAUCGGAUCCGGGCACGGCGUGUGAUUGUGUUGAUCCUUGUGGUAUUUGUCUUGUGUUUUUUGCCGUAUCACAUUUUACGUGCAUUGCGAAUUGAGAUGCGGAGGUCACUAGAUACGCCAUGUAUGUUGGAGCGUGUGGUGCACACGGCAUACAUUAUCUCCAGGCCUCUGGCUGGAUUCAAUAUAUUUUUUAACCUGGCUCUGUACACGCUUUCCGGGGAUAAUUUCAGGAGAGCCUUUCUCAGCAUCUUCUACCGGGGAUUUCACUUCUCUAAUGCAAGGUCACUCAUCCACCUGGCCUUCUUUAGCAAUACAGGAAGUGACCCAAACCUGCCAAUGACUUGA
Thalassophryne amazonica is the source of this 1017-nucleotide messenger RNA. Its product is annotated as 2-oxoglutarate receptor 1-like. The transcript has a single exon. Gene Ontology annotation, cellular component: plasma membrane. The record is from RefSeq and is a predicted model, not a curated record. Gene Ontology annotation, biological process: G protein-coupled receptor signaling pathway. Gene Ontology annotation, molecular function: G protein-coupled receptor activity. Lineage: Eukaryota; Metazoa; Chordata; Actinopteri; Batrachoidiformes; Batrachoididae. The coding region runs from base 1 to 1017 and encodes 338 amino acids.